AGGAACAACCGACAACUCGCGUUCAGCGCUCUCCCCGAGUCUGUCUCUCCCUCUCGCUCCGAGUCGAGCUUGUUACGCAGUUAAAUCCUUUCCAAGGGCCAUUUGUUUCUUUCGCCUUUGCCUUCCCCCCCCCCCCCCGUCCUGUGCGGGAUGCGGCCGCUGCUGUAGGACCCCGCUGGAUCAGUUUUUCUUUUUUAAAAACAAGUUUACAACAAGCGUCGGUCUGAAGGAGACAGAAAAUGUCCUCGUCGAGGUUCAAAAAGGAUAAAGAAAUCGUCGCGGAUUACGAGAGUCAAGUCAAAGAGAUCCGCGCCCAGUUGGUGGAACAGCAGAAAUGUAUGGACCAGCAGACGGAGAUGAGGGUCCAGCUUCUGCAAGACCUCCAGGAUUUCUUCAGGAAGAAGGCGGAGAUUGAGAUGGAGUACUCCAGAAACCUGGAGAAACUGGCCGAACGCUUCAUGGCGAAGACGCGCAGCACCAAGGAUCACCAGCAGUACAAAAAGGACCAGAACCUGCUGUCUCCGGUCAACUGUUGGUACCUGCUGCUGAACCAGGUGAGGAGGGAGAGUAAGGACCACGCAACACUGAGUGACAUCUACCUCAACAACGUCAUCAUGAGGUUCAUGCAGAUCAGUGAGGACUCCACACGGCUACUAAAGAAGAGCAAGGAAAUAGCCUUUCAGCUCCAGGAAGACUUGAUGAAGGUCCUUAAUGAGCUGUACACAGUGAUGAAGACUUACCACAUGUACCAUUCAGAGAGCAUCAGCGCCGAGAGCAAGCUGAAAGAGGCUGAGAAGCAGGAGGAGAAGCAGAUCGGCAGGGGAGAGCAGGUCUUCAGCAUCCGAAUGGAAGACAAAUACCAGAGGCGCAGCUCUGUGAAAAAGAUCGAGAAGAUGAAAGAGAAGCGGCAAGCCAAGUACUCCGAGAACAAGCUGAAGUCGAUCAAAGCGCGGAACGAGUACUUGCUGACGCUGGAGGCGUCAAACUCCUCAGUUUUCAAAUACUACAUCCACGACUUGUCGGACCUGAUCGAUUGCUGUGAUUUGGGGUACCAUGCCAGUCUGAACCGGGCCCUGCGCACGUACCUGUCGGCCGAAUACAACCUGGAGACUUCACGCCACGAGGGUCUCGACAUCAUAGAGAACGCCGUGGACAGUCUGGACCCGCGGAGUGACCGCCAGAGGUUCAUGGAGAUGUUCCCGACGGCCUUCUGCCCACCGGCAAAAUUUGAGUUCCAGUCUCAUAUGGGAGACGAGGUGUGUCAGAUCUCAGUGCAGCCAGCGAUGAAUGGAGAGCUCAUCCUGAGGUUCCAGCAGCUUCAGUCUCGCCUGGCUACUCUCAAGAUCGAGAACGAGGAGAUCAAGAAGACGUCGGAGGCCACGCUGACCACGAUCCAGGACAUCGUCACCAUUGAGGACUACGACGUGUCCGAGUGUUUCCACCACAGCCGAUCAACAGAGUCCGUCAAGUCCACGGUGUCAGAGACGUACCUCAGCAAGCCCAGCAUCGCCAAGAGGAGGGCCAACCAGCAGGAGACCGAGCAGUUCUACUUCAUGAAAUUUCGGGAGUUUCUGGAGGGCAGCAAUCUCAUCUCCAAACUGCAGGCCAAACACGACUUGCUGAAGAGGACACUUGGUGAAGGCCACAGAGCGGACUACAUGACCACAAGACAUCCCAGUGGGCCAUUCAAAACCCACACCGGCACCCGGCGGGCUAGACCCCGCUCAGUUUUUAAUGUUAGGUUGUUUAAUGGCAAUUUGGAGUCAUUUAUCAAGGACUCUGGACAAGCUAUUCCCCGCGUGGUAGAAAGCUGUAUUCGCUUCAUAAAUUUGUACGGCCUCCAACAUCAAGGAAUAUUUCGGGUAUCUGGAUCGCAGCUGGAGGUCAAUGACAUCAAGAACUCUUUCGAAAGAGGAAAUGACCCCCUGACGGAUGAUGAGAACAAUCAUGACAUCAACUCGGUGGCUGGCGUUCUCAAACUAUACUUCCGUGGUCUGGAAAACCCUCUGUUCCCCAAAGAGAGGUUCAACGAUCUGCUGUCCAGCAUCAGAAUAGAAAACCUGUAUGAGAGGGCGCUGUACAUCCGUAAGAUCCUUCUGACCGUUCCCAGAUCCGUCCUCAUCGUCAUGCGCUACCUCUUCGCCUUCCUCAACCACUUGUCCCAGUACAGCGACGAGAACAUGAUGGACCCGUACAACCUGGCCAUAUGCUACGGCCCCACACUCAUGCCCACACCGGACAGCCUGGACCAGGUCUCCUGCCAAGCCCACGUCAACGAGAUUGUCAAGACCAUCAUCAUCCACCAUGAGACCAUCUUUCCUGAUGCCAAAGAACUGGAGGGGCCCAUCUACGAGAAGUGCAUGGCGGGCGGAGACUACUGUGAGAGCCCCUACAGUGAGCAUGGAGCCCUGGAGGAAGUAGAAAACGAGGGAGGGACGGAGACGCACACCAGCGAGGACGAGGGUGAGCCCAUUGAGGCCAUCGCCAAGUUUGACUACGUUGGGCGCUCGUCCCGAGAGUUGUCCUUCAAGAAGGGCGCCUCCCUGCUGCUGUACCAGCGGGCGUCAGACGACUGGUGGGAGGGACGGCACAACGGCAUCGAUGGCCUGGUGCCCCACCAGUACAUCGUGGUCCAAGACAUAGAUGACAGUUUCUCAGACACCCUGAGUCAGAAGGCUGACAGCGAGGCCAGCAGCGGCCACGCCGGAGAGGAUAAAGGCCUAGGAAAAGACAUCGGCUCGCCCUCUGACACCAGGAUCUCUGACGCCUAUAUCAGCAGCAGGCACAAGAAAAGAUCAGAACCACCAUCUCGGCGGCCCCCGGCCCGUCCCACUGACGCCCACUGCAUGGUGCAUCCCUCCCAGCAUGGCCACGAAGGACACACCCCCGAGAUGGGCUCCCCGGUUAUAGGCCACCUCAGCCCACGGGACAUGCUGCGGAGUCGCAGCCACGUGCCCGUGGACAGCCCCGAGCGCCGCCGCCGCACCGGCCACGGCAGCCUGACUAACAUCAGCCGCAGCGAGGCGCUGAAGAAGAUGGAGAGCCCCCCGAUCCGCCGCUCCACCUCCUCGGGCCAGUACACGGGCUUCGCCGACGCCCACCACCACCAUCACCACCACCACCACCACGGCGGCAAGCCCCUCGACCCGGAGACCAUCGCACAGGACAUAGAAGAAACUAUGAACACUGCUCUGAACGAGCUGCGCGAGCUGGAGCGUCAGAGCUCGGCCAAGCACGCGCCCGACGUGGUGCUGGACACCCUCGAGCAGCGGCAGACCUCUGGGGGCAGCGGCGGGGGUCCCACGCCGGCCAGCUCCAGCGAGUCCCUCAGCCCCAUCCACGGCGUCACGCUGCGGCCCACCGCCAGCGCCGAGCCGCCCAUCCGCCGCAGCACCAGCUCCUCCAGCGACACCAUGAGCACAUUCAAGCCCCUGGUGGCCCCCCGCAUGGGGGUGCAGCUCAAGCCCCCGGCCCUGAGGCCCAAGCCCAUGCUCCUGCCCAGGUCCGGCCAGGCCUCCCAGCCGGCGGCCUCAGCUGCUCAGGACCCUCUGGACAAGUCCUGCACCAUGUAGCUCCGGGAAAGAGAACCGUAGAUGUGAAACAAAGACGAUGAAGUUCCAUGAAAUGCUACCCGUGUCCAUCCUUCGUGGGCGGCCGACAUGCAGGAGCACAUUCAUGUGUCGAUGUGCUUAGUUUACUAUUAUCUAUCAAAUGUCUAAGAAAUUCAAACAACAGAUCACAAAGGCUUCCGUCAAGGUUUUAGAAAACGUGCACUAGUUAGUUUAGUUUGCAGACAUUCAUGAACCGUUUAACCACUGAACCGGAAAGGGAGCUUGAUGCAGCGGCAUUCUCUCAUACGGGGACUUAAUGUUUGUUUGUUUUUUCACGUAGGAGGGCUUUCGAAGCGGUUGUGCGCUGGCUGUAAGCCCUUUUGACUUUGAGACGUAACAGAUUUCCCAUGUUAAACUAUUAUAAAGGUGCUGUAACUACCUGGACAGAAAUGGUUCGGAAAGGUCAGGGGCCUGAAGAGCCGUUAACUAACAUUAGACGGUUUAUAGAUAGUAGUAGUGAUUAGCAGUGUGCUCUCUUCACUAGCGUGUAGACAACUUUCCUUAGCAACGCACAGCCUCUGCUGUGUGUCUGUGUGAGAUGUACAAAGCUCACCUCUGUACUGGGUUCACUGCAAAAAUAAUUUCAACAUGCUUCCACAUUGGCUGCAGUGAGAUGAGACCAAUGGAUGAAACCACUACAUUGUGAACUGUGUUUGAAUUUGACAAAUUCUUCAUUUCAGGAUAAUACAGGCCUUAUUAUUCAUUUCCCUUUGCAUCCAUACAACGAAUGGUGGAGCAGCGUGGAAAACGAUGACCAAUCAUUUCCCACCAGCAGCGUACGCGGCGCUGAAGACACGCCGAGGUUCUGUCGUGCCUCGCCGGGCCCGAUCUACUCAGAGACACGACUGAACAAGUCAACGAGACGGACGUGACCCUCCACUUUUGAUUUAGGCAGAAUUCAUGUGAACUGGCGUGAACGGGUUCAAAGCCGUAGCCACGUAGCGACUGUUGGCGUGGAAGCCUCCCUGAUGUGUUCUGCUUCCUGUGCUUCUCUGCGACCAGCAGCCCACUCCGCGUCCUCCUGUGACAGCGUCCCUCCACUGUGUCUUUUUCAAAAUAGCGUCAGUACUUCUACUGUACUCACAGAACUGUGUGCAUGACCUGGGAGUGUUUGGCUAGCAAAGUGACACACAUAAUAUAAUUGGUUUGUGAUGAAUAAAUAAUGCUCUCUAACCGCGCAGGUUUACACUUUGACUUGACAGAUAUUGCGUGUAUAAUAGUGAAAAGAAGAUUACAAUCUGACUUACUUUUUUCCUUUUCUUUUUUUUUUUUUUGUUCAUGUUUGUUGUGUUUCUGGAUAUAAAUGACUUAGUAAUAAACAUCCAGAGGUGCAGUAUUAAGCCAGUUGUAAUAAAGAAAAGUGCUUUGGUCACUGUUAGGUUAUCAUCAACAGUAGGACUCCGUAACGCCGUCUGUAGGCUUUCAGCUUCUCUGUGGUGUCCCGUACAUCCGUAGUAUGUACUCGUGAAAGUGCCUUUUGAAAAAUGUUUUAGAGGAACUUCAGACAUUGCGUAUUGUUGCAUUUUCAUGUCAUUCUGUUUUAUUUUAUUUUUUGUUUGAAAAUAUGCAGUACAGGAAGAACAUGAAUAAGUAACGAUGCCAUUUUCCAAACAGUUAUACGACAGAAUGAAUAAUGAAAAGCUUACCCAUUGUGACAUUGCACUUUUAUGUAUAUAACUGUAUAUAUGGCAUGUUACAUCAUAACAUUUAGAUUUCUUCGAGGGCUUAUACCUCAGUGGAUUUCUUUCUAAUAAAGGAAAUAGUUUGUCGAG
Molecule: messenger RNA, 5383 nt
Organism: Pungitius pungitius (ninespine stickleback)
Lineage: Eukaryota; Metazoa; Chordata; Actinopteri; Perciformes; Gasterosteidae
Gene: srgap1a
Product: SLIT-ROBO Rho GTPase activating protein 1a
Exons: 22
Coding region: 240-3572 (1110 amino acids)
Biological process (GO): negative regulation of cell migration; signal transduction
Cellular component (GO): cytoplasm
Molecular function (GO): protein binding
Source: RefSeq, a predicted model, not a curated record